GGACCCGUUUAUACAUAUUACGGAUUGACAAAUUUUUUCCAAAAUCAUAGAAUGUACAUAAGAUCGUACGACCCCAUGCAGCUUGUUGGUAAUACAAGAAAAAAUUUUACGGUAGUAAAGGAAGGAAAAUGUAGACCUUACAUGACCAUAAAUAAUAAAAUUAUUGCUCCGUGUGGCACUAUAGCCAACAGUUUGUUCAACGAUUCGUUUCAUUUAUUUUAUUUGAAAGAAUCUUCUAGAAAAAAAGUUGAGCUGCUGAACUACGGCUUGGCAUGGCCAACAGACAAGUUAUUAAAAUACUCAAAUCCUUCUAGAUUUCCACACGAUCCUGCACAAGCUUUCAGUGAGACCAUUCCUCCUCCCCACUGGAAGAGACCUGUCUACCACCUGGACCAGUUCAACGCCUCCAACAACGGUUACGUCAACGAAAAUCUCAUAGUCUGGAUGAGAAAUUCAUUCCUUCCUGACUUCAUCAAAACGCACGGAGUACUCAAACCAGAUGGAAUUUUUAACGAUGGACUGCCUGCGGGAAAUUAUAGUCUGUUAAUAAAUUACGCUUAUCCUGUGUUUCGUUUUAAUGGUACGAAAAGAUUCAUCAUAACCAACACAUUUUCACUUGGAGCCAGCAAUUAUUUUAUUUUGUUUUUUUUUUGCUUCGUAUCAAUUCUUUGCUUUAUAAUAAGUUUUGCUUUACUAUAUCUACGUAACAAAUUUCAUGCAAACAGUAGUGUAUAA
Messenger RNA from Helobdella robusta, 735 nucleotides. RefSeq lists its product as hypothetical. Gene Ontology annotation, cellular component: plasma membrane; Golgi apparatus; endoplasmic reticulum. Lineage: Eukaryota; Metazoa; Annelida; Clitellata; Rhynchobdellida; Glossiphoniidae. The annotation marks the transcript as partial. The transcript is spliced from 4 exons. The record is from RefSeq and is a predicted model, not a curated record.